Rhincodon typus (whale shark) is the source of this 3848-nucleotide messenger RNA. It is a transcript of the gene mgat2, whose product is annotated as alpha-1,6-mannosyl-glycoprotein 2-beta-N-acetylglucosaminyltransferase. Gene Ontology annotation, molecular function: alpha-1,6-mannosylglycoprotein 2-beta-N-acetylglucosaminyltransferase activity. Gene Ontology annotation, cellular component: Golgi stack; Golgi membrane. Gene Ontology annotation, biological process: oligosaccharide biosynthetic process; protein N-linked glycosylation. Lineage: Eukaryota; Metazoa; Chordata; Chondrichthyes; Orectolobiformes; Rhincodontidae. The transcript has a single exon. The record is from RefSeq and is a predicted model, not a curated record. The coding region runs from base 491 to 1798 and encodes 435 amino acids.
UCUGGGUGACGGUUGGCAGAUGUUGGAGGGAGUGGGGCCGCCGUCGGCAGCGGCCGGGAGAGAGAGGGGCAAGGUAUCAUGUCGGUGUCGGUUCAAAUCGGGAGGCGGAGAGGAGAGUGGAGGCCGAGCACCAUCGGCUGAGAGAGAAGGAGGGCCUGUCACCUCAUACUCACAACCCCCCCACCCCCUUCCAGGAAACGGAUAUCCUCCAGUUGGCCUGCUGCACUGCUUUCUUCCGGGAGUCUUUAGCCGCGGUCUAAAUUGUUGCGCCUGUGCCGGCUGAUAAUGGUCCCGUGUGGGAUCACCGUGUGCCCGACGAUAGGCUGCUGAGAGUGCAGCCGAUUUAUAUAGAGUAACCAGGAGCCCAUAGCUCUGCCCCUUUUCCUCCCCGCCUUUCUGUAUUUUAUAGUUCAUUAUUGUUAGCAGCAGCUCCGGUACUUUGAUCGGUAUCAGUUACGUGGCGGGGGUUGCCGCUUCCCCGACGGUCAACAUGAGGUUCCGUAUUUACAAGAGGAAAGUGCUGCUCUUGGCUCUCCUCAUGCUGCUCGCUGCCUUCGUCUUGUGGACCGGCGGAAAGCAGAGGAAAAACGAAGCUUUUCCGAGGGAAGACCAAACUUCACGGAGCAGCGGGAGAGCGGGCACCGGGAACCCGAGUAGGAAAGUUUCCAACGAGUCUCAGGCGAGCAAGUUCGAAAAGCCCGAGGUCGAUAACCUGACUGUGGUGUACCGCGGCAUCGUUUUCCAGCUGAACUUUGAUCAAACAGUCAGAAACCAGGAAACCAUUAAGACCCGAUCCCCAAACGAUUUGGUGGUCGUUGUUCAAGUGCACAACAGACCGGAAUACUUGCAGAUCCUCGUCAAUUCUCUCAGAAAAGCCAAAGGAAUAGAGAACGUUCUACUGAUCUUCAGCCACGACUUUUGGUCUCCGCAGAUCAACCAGAUUGUAUCUAGCGUCGAUUUUUGCCAAGUGUUGCAAAUAUUUUUUCCAUUCAGUAUCCAGCUGUAUCCCAAUGAAUUCCCUGGACAUGAUCCCAGAGACUGCCCUCGUGACAUAAGCAAAGAGAAUGCUUUCAAGCUGGGUUGUAUCAACGCUGAAUAUCCAGAUUCAUUUGGCCAUUAUCGAGAAUCCAAAUUUUGUCAGACUAAACAUCACUGGUGGUGGAAGUUGCAUUUUGUUUGGGAAAGAGUAAAAAUUUUGGAAGAUCAUAAGGGGUUAGUGCUUUUCAUUGAAGAGGACCAUUAUUUGUCACCUGAUUUCUAUCAUGUCUUGAAAAACAUGUGGCUUCUCAAGACUGAAAGUUGCCCGGACUGUGAUAUAUUGACCCUUGGUACAUAUACACGUGUCAGUGAUUUCACAGAUAAAACCAGUAAAGUGGAAGUGAAAACCUGGCGAUCGACAGAACACAACAUGGGCAUGGCUAUGACUAGAGAGACAUAUCAAAAACUGAUACAGUGCACAGAUACUUUCUGUGCAUAUGAUGACUACAACUGGGACUGGACAUUACAGUAUUUAACGGUGUCCUGUCUGCCUCGGUAUUGGAAAGUUAUGGUCUGUGAGGCUCCUCGUAUUUUCCAUGCUGGCGAUUGUGGUAUGCAUCACAAGAAAACUUGCAUGCCAUCUGUUGAAGUUUCUAAAAUUGACAAAAUUAUAAGUAGCAACAUACAGCAUUUGUUUCCAGAAACAAUGGCAAUAAGUGAAAUAUAUCCUUUGGCUGCAAUCAGUCCACAUGUGAAGAAUGGGGGUUGGGGAGAUAUUAGGGACCAUGAACUUUGUGCAAGUUACCGUCGGCUCCAGUAAUUAUGUGGUAAAUCUCUAUAUCAGAUCAUGUCUUUAAUAGUUGUUUAGUUUUCACCUGUUAUAAAAAUGCAACAAUGGGAUACAAUCUUUGACUGUCAAGAUUAAAAAUAAAUGGCUAACCAAUGGCUCGGUUAAUAGCUACACCAGAAGGUGUUAUCAUUUGAGCUUUACAGAUUAGAAAGAUCCCAGGUGAUACCUGAUCUGUGAUGAGUUAGCUGAUUUUUAGCUAAGGUUGCAGUAGGAGGUGCUGCAAUUGGGUUUGACAUUUUCAGGGUUAUGUAGAGGAAAGAUCAGCUGUGAUGCUAAAUUCCUGACUAUCCAGUGAAAUUGCUGGAAAAUUAAUUUCGGCAAUGUUGGCUGAGGAUAGAUUCAGCUUGGCUGCAUACUGCCCAAAACUUUUCACUGACUGGGCCUACAUUUGCAGAUGCUGGCGACUACUGGUGCUUGUGGAUCUGUACUCAGUCAAAAGUUACUGCCUUUACAAGAAGAGCAGCAGAAUUUUGUGUUUGUUUAAAGGAAAAUAAGUCCUUGUAGCAAGAGUUCCAUUUUCUUCAUUAACUUUAUAUAUGUUCCGGUGUCUGAAGAGAAAAUGGUAUAUGCAACUGUAAGAAGGCAAAGAAGCCAAAGGUGCUCAUCUUAUGUUGUGGGUGUAAUUUUUAAGACUUCUGUUUUCAUCAUUCAGUUUAUUUUACAGAUGUUACUUGUUUAGCUCAGUGUUGUCACUGCACUUAGUGUUUCAGUUAACAAUAAGAAAAGUCCCAUAGUAAUAUGCCUUAAUGGGUGAUGUACUCAUGUGCCCCUUUAAAUCUAUCAUCCAAAUUACUUCUGCCACCUAUAACAAAACUGGAGCCAGAAAUACUAAGUGUUAUAUAUAGCUCAAAAUACUUCUUUCCAUAAAAUACCCAGACUUUUCAAAAUUCAAAUAGAAUUAAUAUGAAAAAUUAAUCAGCAAUCUAUUGUUUCAAACUGUAGUUUAAAAAAUCACCCACAAUGUGGCUGGAUGAAAAUUUCACCCACCACCACCUUAAAUCUUUAAUCUUGGUGACAAUACUGUUCACUUAAAGCACAAUUCUGUAACUAUUUGAAUCAGCAAUGCAGUAUUUUCAGUUAAAUGUUUGCAAUGACAUUUAAGAAAUCUAGCAUGUCUUCCCUUACCCUAUUCACCUCAGUGGUCUAUCAGGUUCAGCUUACUUAACUGAUGUUUCUUCAUGGCAAUUUGAGACACUGUUACGUACCUGAGACUUCUCAUUGUUCAAAAGCAAAUGCCUUGCUUGUAAUUUUUUUUUUUAUAUUUCACCUCAAAUAAAAGAACAGGAAAGCAAUUCUUUGUGAAAGUGGAAAAAGAUAUUUUAUCACAACAUACUUCAAUUUUUUCUGAAGACUUUGGUUUACACUGUAUUUUGCUUUUUAAACACUUUAAAUGUCUUCCCAAUAUGUAACUGCAUCAAUGGGAGGAAAGAACUAUGGAGCAUUUUUUUGUUUAAAGUAUUUACAGUAGAUGGAAGAAUAAUUGACAAAUGCAUUUUAAUUCAUUUGUGUGUGUGUUGAUAGCAAAGCCAAUCUUUGUUGUCCAUCCCCAGUCACCUUCGAAGAAAGUGGAGAAAACCUGCCUUGAACUGUUGCCUUCCAUGUGGUUGUAGGCACGCCCACAGUGCUGUUAAAGAGCUACAGGAUGUUUUCAUCUUUUAUCCACAAGGAAACUUAAGUAAAUGUUUCUGUGCCAUUCUAAUGAUAUCACCUUUUGGGAGUGCCUUGAUCCAGCAUGACUACACAGGAAACAAUAGUAACCGCAACAUUAAUUCAAAAAAUAAAAACCUGAGACUUCAAGAUGCAACAGUUCAAGGCACUUUACAGGAGCAUUAUUAAACAAAACAGGGCAAGGAGUCACACAUGGAGAUAUUAAGAAAGACAACUAAAAGCUUGGUCAAAGAGGCAUGUUUUAUGGAAUGUUUUAAAAAGGGAAAUUUGAGGCUAAAGAGAUGUGGAAGAGUAUUCCAAAGUCUGUGUGCCUCAGCAUGCUCCUCAUCAAUAAAUUUAUCAAAAAGCACAA